AACCUAACUGUCUCUCAAAAAAGUUGCAGAAACCUGUUUUGGCUGUUUUAUUAGAUUUGUCAUUUUUGACCUCCAUAUGACAUUGACAUUUGUAAAGCGAUUUUUGGCGAGCUCGUUAAGGUGCCGGAAUUCAUUUUAUUCAAGAAAUUCUUCAAAUAUGGCUUUGAAUAAGCUUGCUAUUGAUGCUUUGGACCUAGCAAAUAAAAGGGUACUCAUGAGAGUGGAUUUCAAUGUACCCUUGAAAGAAGGCAAAAUAACCAACAAUCAGCGCAUUGUAGCAGCUUUAGAUUCUGUGAGAUAUGCUCUAGACAAAAAUGCUAAGAGCGUAGUAUUGAUGUCCCACCUUGGACGUCCUGAUGGAAGUCCUAAUCCCAAAUACACCAUGAAACCUGUUGCUGGAGAGCUAGAAAAACUACUUAGCAGAGAAAUCAUUUUUCUGAAUGACUGUGUAGGCCCAGAAAUAGAGCAAGCUUGUGCAGACCCCAAGCCAGGUUCCAUAAUUUUGCUGGAAAAUCUUCGCUUUCACCUUGAGGAAGAAGGUAAGGGUGUUGAUGCAUCUGGGAAAAAAGCCAAAGCAGAUCCUGCCAAAGUGAAAGAAUUCAGAGAAAGUUUGCACAAACUGGGGGAUGUGUAUGUCAAUGAUGCUUUUGGCACUGCUCACAGAGCCCAUUCUUCCAUGAUGGGUGAGGGAUUUGAGCAAAGAGCUUCUGGAUUCUUACUCAAAAAGGAACUCCAAUAUUUUGCCAAGGCUCUAGAUAAUCCAGAAAGGCCAUUCCUUGCAAUAUUGGGUGGAGCUAAAGUUGCAGACAAAAUUCAACUCAUUGAAAAUUUGUUAGAUAAGGUGAAUGAAAUGAUUAUUGCUGGUGGGAUGGCAUACACAUUCCUAAAGGAAAGCAGAGGAAUGCAGAUUGGCACUUCUCUGUAUGAUGCUGAAGGAGCUAAAAUCGUCAAUAAACUUUUGGAAAAGGCCAAGACAAACAACGUUCAAAUUCAUCUCCCAGUAGACUUCACCACUGCCGAUAAAUUUGACGAAAAUGCCAGUUCAAGUUGUGCCACCGUCGAACAAGGAAUACCUGAGGGUUGGAUGGGUCUUGAUGUGGGUCAGCAAACCAUCGAAAAAUUCAAAGAACCCAUACGGAGGGCCAAGGUUAUUGUUUGGAAUGGCCCAGCGGGAGUGUUUGAAUUCGAAAAGUUUGCCAAGGGAACAAAAGCUAUCAUGGACGAGGUUGUCGAGGUCACUAAGUCUGGUGCAAUUACCAUUAUUGGGGGAGGCGAUACUGCCACUUGUGCUGCCAAAUGGAAGACUGAAGACAAAGUGUCCCACGUGUCAACAGGCGGCGGUGCCAGUUUGGAACUGUUGGAAGGAAAAGUUCUUCCUGGCGUUGCUGCACUGUCGGACGCGUAAUUUUAUUAUUUUCUUGUUAUUUAUUUGGAGUUUUUCGGAAAACAUUUCCGUUGUACGUAUGUGAUGAAAUUUGUUGCAUUAUUAGAUAAUUGAAUAAAUUUUGGUUGUAAAAUUACUACAA
Molecule: messenger RNA, 1526 nt
Organism: Phaedon cochleariae (mustard beetle)
Lineage: Eukaryota; Metazoa; Arthropoda; Insecta; Coleoptera; Chrysomelidae
Source: the annotation of a GenBank genome assembly